Molecule: messenger RNA, 1838 nt
Organism: Aspergillus versicolor CBS 583.65
Lineage: Eukaryota; Fungi; Ascomycota; Eurotiomycetes; Eurotiales; Aspergillaceae
Product: MDR family MFS transporter
Exons: 4
Coding region: 30-1757 (575 amino acids)
Biological process (GO): transmembrane transport
Molecular function (GO): transmembrane transporter activity
Source: RefSeq, a predicted model, not a curated record
UACAAUUCGCCCGCUCAAGCUUAAGGUAUAUGGAGACGCUUUUCUACCACACCUUAAACUCGCCGUUGAGCCCAUCCGCUAACGAACGAGAUUAUAAGGUAUCAAGUGCCGCGGUAAUGGAUUCCCAGGCAACAUUGAACGAGCGACCUGAAGGCAAACCCACCCUCGAUGAGGAGAAGCAAAGGAUGAUGGACGGGACAAAAACCGAGUCUGAUGGCUCUCAGAGCGGCGAGGUAUCCCUCGACGAGUAUCCCAGUGGAGCCGGCCUUGCCUUGAUCGUUAUGGCUCUCAUCCUGAGUAACUUCCUCGUUGCUCUCGACUUGACCAUCGUUGGAACGGCAAUCCCAGAGAUCACACGGGAAUUCAACACAAUCAGCGACGUAUCCUGGUACGGCUCGGCCUUCUUUAUGACCGUCGGCGGGUUCCAGGCGACAUGGGGUAAAGCAUACAAGUACUUCCCUCUUAAGGCGUCAUACCUCGUCUCUAUCUUUAUAUUUGAGCUGGGAAGUCUGAUCUGCGGCGUGGCUCCAACCUCGACAGCACUGAUCGUGGGUCGCGCAAUCUCGGGUGUCGGUGCAGCAGGCAUAGGGUCUGGAGUGUUCACUAUCACCUCGUUCUCUGCUGAGCCGAAGAAGCGGCCAACCCUCAUUGGGAUUGUCGGUUUGUCGUAUGGAGUGGCAUCUGCAGUUGGACCGCUUAUCGGCGGUGCUUUCACCACGAAUGUGACAUGGCGGUGGUGCUUCUAUAUCAACCUCCCCGUCGGCGGCGUUGCCGCAUUAAUCGUCCUUAUAUUCUUCAAAACACCAAGCAAGGCAAAGCCAACUCCAGCACCGCUGACGGAAAAGCUCCUCCAAAUGGACCCGGUAGGAACCGCCCUCGUCAUGGGCGCCAUCAUAUCAUUCAUCCUCGCCCUCCAAUACGGCGGCCAGACUCACCCCUGGAACUCGAGUACUGUAAUCGGGCUUCUCGUCGGCUUCGGUGCCAUGGUUAUAGCCUUUGGAAUCUGGGAAUACCUUCAGGGGGAGCGAGCUACACUCGUACCGCGACUCGUCUCGGACCGCAAUAUCUGGGUGAAUAUGGUGUACUCGCUGUUCCUGUCUGCGUCGAAGUUUGCCAUAAUCUACUACCUCCCCAUCUACUUCCAGAGUAUUGAUAAUGUCAGCGCGUCGACGUCUGGUGUGUGGACGCUUCCCUCGAUUGUCGCGUUCUCCAUUUCCAUGGUCGUUUCUGGUGGCCUGAUCACGAAAACAGGCAUUGCCUCCCCGAUUUUAGUCGUUGGUGCGGCCAUCGCUACUGUCGGAACUGGCUUACUCUAUACUCUCGAUAUUGGAACAGGUUCAGGGAAAUGGAUUGGCUAUCAGAUCCUUAGUGGUGUUGGAUGGGGACUGGCCUUCCAGGUCCCUAUCAUUGUUGCCCAGAAUGUCGUCGCUCCAAGCGACAUUCCUCCUGCAAUUGCCAUUGUCCUAUUCUUCCAAACCUUCGGCGGAGCAUUCGGCGUUUCGGCUGCACAGGCUGCCUUCGUCAACCAGAUCCUCGUCAAUGUCCCCAAGGUCGCGCCGAGUGUCGAUCCAGAAGGAUUGGUAGCUGUUGGGGUUACAAGCCUACGGGAUACUUAUACAGCGGAUCAGAUGCCGGGGGUGUUGCUUGCUUAUAUGGAUGGGUUGAAGGCGGCCUUUGCUGUGAGUAUUGGUAUGGCGGGCGUUGCGUUUUUGUUGAGCUUUUUGAGUAAAUGGGCGAGGAUUAAUGUGCAGCUUUAACUAUGCUGAUUAGCUGGGGUGCGUUGUAUUUUAAGUAGGGGUUUUUGUUUAGAAUGUGUCUUUGGGUAUAUAAUAAAUUGG